CUUAAUGUAUUUGUUAUUAUUUAUUUAAGUAUUAAACAUUUUUACAUCAAUGUUACCAAAAAAAGGAAGUUUGACACUUUGUGUGAUUUGUACGACACUCUUAGUAACACCCAUGCUGUGAUCUUCUGUAACACACGUGGUAUGGUUAAGUGGCUGACUGAAAAUAUGCGUUUAAACACAUAUUAUACUGUAUCAGCUAUGCAUGGAGAAAUGGACCAACAUCAAUGUGAGCUAAUUAUGUGGCAAUUCUGUUCUGGCUUUAUUCGUGUUCUAAUUACCACUGAUGUGUUGGCUCGAGGCAUUGAUGUACAACUAGCUUCUCUGGUUAUUAAUUAUGAUUUCCCAUCCGAUUACAGGUUUAUACUUUCUAGCCGUUUCGGUCAUAAAGGAGUCGUUAUUAACUUUAUGACUAGUUAUGACAAAAGAGCUAUGAAGGAGGAUAUUGAAUGGUUUUACAACACUCACAUGCUUGAGAUGCCACAGGAUUUGGCUGAUUUGUUGUAGACAUGCUUUGUAUCUGUGAAUUGUUACUUUGAAACUAGUAAAAUACAGCGGCAAUGCGAUUCAAAUUUUCUGUUUUCCUUUUAUAUAUAAAUAUUU
This is a messenger RNA of Aphis gossypii (cotton aphid), 600 nucleotides long. RefSeq names its product eukaryotic initiation factor 4A-II-like. Lineage: Eukaryota; Metazoa; Arthropoda; Insecta; Hemiptera; Aphididae. The annotation marks the transcript as partial. Gene Ontology annotation, molecular function: RNA helicase activity; RNA binding. The record is from RefSeq and is a predicted model, not a curated record. The transcript has a single exon.